Hyaloscypha bicolor E is the source of this 1418-nucleotide messenger RNA. Its product is annotated as Clavaminate synthase-like protein. The transcript is spliced from 7 exons. The record is from RefSeq and is a predicted model, not a curated record. Bases 181 to 1383 code for a protein of 400 amino acids. NCBI's taxonomy places the organism in Eukaryota, Fungi, Ascomycota, Leotiomycetes, Helotiales, Hyaloscyphaceae. Gene Ontology annotation, molecular function: oxidoreductase activity.
AAUACAAAUAGAGAAUGGGGUGGCACAAUCGCACGAGUUGCAUAAAACAAGCGUCUCCUCCUCUGUCAAUCUUCUCUUCUCAGGUUCUUCUCCCUUUUCUCAGUUCUGCAUCCCCGGUCCCUUCCUCUCCUGCCACACCCAAUCACAGUAUUAAGCUCUCUGCGGCCAUCCCGAGGCACCAUGGCUCCCUCGUUACUUGAUGUCCAGCCGACGGCGCCUCACGAGCGGUCCAGUGGGCACACCAGUGUUGACAAAAAGAUUUUCCCAGAUGGUAUAAAAACCUCCGGGCAGCACCCACCCAUCUAUGAAUUACUCAGGCCCUAUUCGGAUUUCCCCAAAGAGAUCACCGGGGAGACCGUUUGGAAAGCCGAGGACUAUGCCAACAGCCCUGAGCGAUGGGUUCAUGUCUUGAAUGAUCAGGAACUCAAUGAACUCAGCCUCGUGGCGGAUGAAUUUAUCGCCGAUAACACUCCGUUGACAGGCAUUUCAAAGGAUAAUUUCCAUCUGCCAAAGUUAUCCACGCUGUUGACCGCUAUCCGCGCUAAAAUCAUUAACGGCAGGGGCUUUAUUCUCUUCAAGGGAUUCCCAGUUGAAAAAUGGGGGCUUCACAAAAGUGCUGUUGCAUAUCUUGGAAUGGGAACCUACCUAGGGUAUUUUGUUAGCCAGAAUGGCCGAGGUCACGUCCUCGGCCAUGUUAAAGAUCUAGGUGAGGAUCCAAAACAAAUUGAUAAAGUCCGCAUUUACAGGACAACUGCUCGCCAAUUUUUCCAUGCAGACGACUCGGAUAUUGUUGGAUUGCUUUGCAUUGCCAGAGCUCUCGAGGGUGGGGAGUCUGAUAUUGUCUCCUCACACCACGUUUGGAACACCCUUCAGAAGGAACGGCCUGAUGUUGCCGAAACAUUGGCCAAACCUAUCUGGUAUUUUGACCGCAAAGGAGAAACCAGCGUCGACGAAGAACCAUACAUCAGGACUUCGGUGUUCUAUCUCGAAAAGGGUGCCAACGGACGGGUUUAUUCUAAGUGGGAUCCAUACUACAUUAAAUCCCUCGAUCGUUUCAUGAACGCCGGUGUUAUUCCCCACCUCUCUCCAGAACAGGUCGAAGCUGCUAAGGUGCUGGAGGAGACUUGCCACCGACUUCGGCUGCAUAUGAUACUUGAGGUUGGAGAUAUCCAAUUCCUGAGUAACGAGCACGUGCUUCAUGCUCGCACAGCAUAUAAAGACCACGCACCGCCUAUACCAAGGAGACAUUUAAUGAGGUUGUGGCUUGCUACACCUGAGAGCGAGGGUGGUUGGAGGUUGCCUUUCCACGAUUCGGCACAAAAGAAGAGGGGGGGGAUCCAAGUUAAUAAUCAGCCUCCGGUUUGCCCCCUUGACGCUGAAUAAUUAUUCCUUACUUAUAUUAUAUAAGUAAUACUAGU